AUGGAAAUUACCGAAACAGGGACUAUAUGUUUCAAGAAAGCAAAGGUCUCAGACACGCCGGAUUGUAUGGUCCAGUUGAUGAGAAACACGAAAGGAGCGCAAGACCCGAUGCUAAUCUUCGAGAAGUCUCUGUUUGAAACAGAUGUCAAACCAAGCCAGAGCCGUCUCUCGAUCCCUUUCAACAAACUGAUUCGAAACGACUUCUUGACGCCUGCUGAGUCGAGAAUCAUCGAGGAAGACAUCAGCAACAGAGAAAAUAUGGGUUUGGGUGAUCAAGGCAUUAAAAAGUGGGGUGUGUUUCUCAAGAGAUGGGAGAUGCACGGUUCUUGGAAUUACGCUUCGGUUUGUGGUUGGAAAGAUGGAGACAACAUUAGUCUUUGGUCUUUCAGGUGCCGAGGAGUUCUCUCUUUUGCCCUUGUUCCUCUGAGAUAA
Brassica oleracea var. oleracea is the source of this 432-nucleotide messenger RNA. RefSeq names its product putative B3 domain-containing protein At3g24850. The record is from RefSeq and is a predicted model, not a curated record. Gene Ontology annotation, molecular function: DNA binding. NCBI's taxonomy places the organism in Eukaryota, Viridiplantae, Streptophyta, Magnoliopsida, Brassicales, Brassicaceae.